Entrophospora candida is the source of this 756-nucleotide messenger RNA. The record is from the annotation of a GenBank genome assembly. Lineage: Eukaryota; Fungi; Glomeromycota; Glomeromycetes; Entrophosporales; Entrophosporaceae.
AAUGAGGAAGAAGAUAGUGAUGAAGAAAAAAACAAUAAUUACUACAACGAUACUCUCAGUGGUAUCAAUAGACCAUUUGUUACUUUAACUUAUGCACAGAGCCUUGAUGGCAAAAUUUCAGGAAUUAAUGGUAAACAAUUACAAUUAAGUGGUGAAGAAUCGAUGAUAAUGACACAUAGGAUGAGAACACUGCAUGAUGGAAUAUUGGUUGGAAUUGGAACUGUAUUAAAUGAUGAUCCAAAACUAACAGCAAGAUUAUUGGAGCCUGAUAUGGAGACCACAAUUCAACAACCCCAACCAAUAAUUCUCGACUCAAGUUUAAGAUUUCCUUUAACAUCAAAGCUACUACAACAAUCUCAUUAUCAAGGAUAUAAAAAACCAUGGAUUUUUACUAAAACUUUACAUGAUUCAAAUAAAAAAAAGAUUUUAGAACAAGAAGGUGCAAAAGUUAUAACAAUUAAUACAGACGAAAGUGAAGAAUUAAAUAAAUUAUCAAUUAAAAGAUUAAUGGUUGAAGGCGGAGCAAAAAUAAUUCAAUCAUUUCUAAAAAUAAACCUUUUAGAUUUAUUAAUUGUUACUAUUGCACCAAUCUAUAUUGGGUUUAAUAGUGUCUCGGUUACAGGAAGUAGUGAAGGUCAAGAUGAAGAAGAUUUAAAAAAUAAAAAAAUAGUUGAAGAAAAUUUUCCUAAAUUAAUUAAUGUAAAAUAUGAAAUACUUGGUAAAGAUAUUAUAAUGACAGCAAAUACGGAAAAAUAA